Messenger RNA from Physcomitrium patens, 1682 nucleotides. Its product is annotated as peroxidase 57. Gene Ontology annotation, biological process: response to oxidative stress; hydrogen peroxide catabolic process. Gene Ontology annotation, molecular function: heme binding; peroxidase activity. The record is from RefSeq and is a predicted model, not a curated record. NCBI's taxonomy places the organism in Eukaryota, Viridiplantae, Streptophyta, Bryopsida, Funariales, Funariaceae.
CACACUUGAAUAAGGCGAAGGGUGUGUGUCCGUAACGUGCUGCACCCAGACGUACGUCCUGCCAGUCAGCUCAAUUGGCGGACACGGGCUGAGGCAGUUGAAUGUGAGUUAGACGUGAGUGUGGGUUUCGCUAGCCGCUGAGGAUCGGUCAGCCGUGACUGCUUUGCAUCCGACCACCUCAACGUGCUUGUACAAUUUGUGAUUUCCCUGCCGAUAUCUUAUAAAUCCUCAGUCCGGGGCUGUUCCGACCAUUUCUGCAUACCAUCAUGGCUAGAAUUCAUCGAGAUGUAUCCGUUCUUGGGUCGAUGGCGCUAGUUGCUUUGUGCUUGUAUUGUGGCGUCGCUGGCGCAGUUCUCAAUUACACGCCUGGCUUACGAUACGAUUUCUACAAGAACAGCUGCCCACGAGCGGACGACAUAGUCUUCGAACAGAUGACGGAGAUUUUCAAAACAAAGCCCACCGCUCAGGAUGGUGAUUUCGGCAAGAAUGUGGCUCCUGACCUCCUCCGGCUUCAUUUCCAUGACUGUUUCGUCCGUGGUUGCGAAGGUUCAGUUCUUAUGGACAAGCCCGGAUCGGAGAAGACCGCACCUCCCAAUGGUCGCCUGGAAGGAUUCGACGCCGUGGAUAAAAUCAAGGCUGCGCUUGAGGGGGAAUGCCCGGGGACUGUCUCCUGCGCCGACCUGCUGGCAUUUGCGGCCCGGGACGGUGUGAGACUGACCGGAGGAUUUUUCUACAGGGUGCCCGCCGGACGCAGAGACGGAUACGAUUCCAUAGCAGCCGAGGCGACGAAGAACCUGCCCGACCCACGGAUGAACGUCGACCAGCUGACCCUUAACUUCAAGAAUCAGGGACUGACAAGAGAUGAGAUGGUCAUCCUUUCAGGUGCUCACACUAUUGGCGACGUCGCAUGCCACCACAUCGACAACAGGCUGUACACUUACCCCGGAAACAAUGGGGUCGUCCCAAGCCUUCCGAGGGCGUUCGUCAAAAAGCUGAAGGGUAUCUGCCCGCGGCCGAAUCUGUUCGAUAUCACCGUAGACAUGGAUCAGGUCACUCCGAUCAGAUUCGACUCGCAAUACUACAAGAACCUAGCGAGCAAGACGUCCGUGCUGUCGUCGGAUCAGGUUCUGUACGAUGAUGUAAGAACUCGGCCCCUAGUGAGGGUUCUGGAGAGCAAGUUAGCAUUCUUGAGCAAGUUCGGACCAGCGAUGGUGCGGAUGGGCAACAUCAAUGUGCUAACCGGAAACCAAGGCGAGGUUCGUCUGAACUGCCGACGAAAGAACUCUCCGGGGUCAGCGUGAUUGCAGAACUUCACCAGGAGACUGUGCGUGAAGCGGAUCGCUUCAACUGACCAGACAAUUGCGUUGCAGAAUUCGCCGCAGCAACAACUUGGCGAUGGGGGUGCAACUACAGUGCUGCGUUUGUAAACGCCGCAACUGGGAGUGUCGGUGAAAGGGGUCCCGGUGUCGGACUUCAACCAACAUGUUUGGAAUGAUCUUCUUGAAUAUGUCAACUGUUGUUGACGCCUUUUCAAACUGUAGAUUGCUGUUUAGAAGCGUUGUUAGCUAAGACUUUCAUACAAUUUUUUCUUACCCUGUCAAGGUUGAUUGACAUGGGUCUUUACAGAAUAAUGUUGAUGAAUAAAGAAUUCUUUGAUAAUGGAAUUAGUUCAUAAUUUUUAA